Messenger RNA from Camellia sinensis, 1360 nucleotides. NCBI's taxonomy places the organism in Eukaryota, Viridiplantae, Streptophyta, Magnoliopsida, Ericales, Theaceae. The record is from RefSeq and is a predicted model, not a curated record.
GCUGGAAAAGGUGGAGAACUCACACAUGAUGAGACAACAAUUAUUGCUGGAGCACUUGGGCUUACUGAGAAAACAGCCAGUGAUGCCAUGACUCCCAUAUCUGACACUUUUGCUGUUGAUAUCAAUGCCAAGCUUGACAGGGAGCUGAUGAAUUUAAUUUUGGAGAAAGGGCAUAGAAGAGUGCCAGUCUACUAUGAGCAACCUACAAACAUAAUUGGACUUGUUUUGCAAAUCACAGGCACAUUGUUAGAUCUCCAGUUCUAAUGCGGGAAUUGUGGCUUGAGAUGUGGCAUGAUAACUAUCCUGAUUCAAAAUCAAAAUUUGUUACAAAAGCUAAGCGUGACCUUUGAGGGAAGAUGACUGUUAUUGGGAUUAUGGAAAAGUUCGUUGUGCAUGGCCUGAGCAUUGUGAAUAUAGGUAUUUUUCUUACAUGUUUUUUAAUUAUUUUUUCGAAUAUUGUGGUCAUCAGUUUCCCUUAUUGCAUUAUGUACAGAUACGUUUUAUUUUGUGAAAGGGCUCCUAAAUUUUCUACUUUCAUUUGAAGAAAACUGUGAAGAGUUAUCUUACACAACAUCAAGUCAACAUUCACAAGGACCCAUAAUUAAUAUAUAUAUAUUCAGUGCUAAGAAAUGUUGACAACAGAUGAUGUUGAUAGCGCACUCAGCUUAAGAAAUGUUGAGGGAACAACCAGGAUUCUUCAGUUUUGGCUCAAUCUUCACAAGUAGAAACAAGAACGAUUAAAUUACAAUCAAUUUGCAAUUUAAGUGAUUAUUUCUUAUCGGAACGACUAAAUUACAAUCGAGGUGUCCUACCUCAAUUUGCUACAUGCUGAACUUUUGCUGUAGUGUUUCGAUUUCAAUGGUUCAUAUGAAGAAGGGGCUCAUGGUAAAGAGGUGGUAGCUGUUGGUGCUGCUUGUGCUUUCUUGCAUGUGACUUUUAACAUUUUACCCCUUGAGCGUGUUAUGACUGUACUAGCUUAUAGAACAGAGCUUGUUCCUGUAAUAUGGAAAUUCAUGAAGCGAUGCCAUGAGAAUCAGAUGUGGUCAGCAUUGUCUGGGCAAUUAUCAUAUCUGCCGGGAGAUGCACCUGGCUGGCUGUUACCUUUGUCAGUUUUCUGCCCUGUGUACAAGCACAUGCUUAUGAUAGUUGAUAAUGAGGAGUUUUAUGAGCAGGAGAAGCCACUGUCAAUAAAAGAUAUCAAAUGCUUAGUUGUUAUCUUAAGACAGGUAAUUUUUUUGUGGUUGUAGAAUCUUCAGGUGAACAUAUACAUAAAAAUGACACUUGGCAGUAUUUCAUAGUUUUGUUCAUGUAAUAGAAGUUUUUGCUGUACAUGUCAUGUAAGAUGGAAAGUCAUAUGGAC